CGCAUAGCAACACAAAUAGAUCCCCAGGAGAGGGAGUGACUGAACGGUUGUGCGUGUUUUCUCCCAAUUUUCGCGGCGUUUAAGGGUCCAAAAUGAGUACAAAUGGAGACGAAGAGGAAACGGGGCCUUCCACGGACUCCGCAGAUCCCCAGGAGCGUGUUGAAGCGCGCCGGCUGCGGAUAGCGAGGAGAGUAGAGGCCCGGAAACGGCAGGAGAUGGGCGUGGACCCCGACGCCAAGAAGGACGUGAAGGAGGAGCUGAGUAAGAGCAGGAAGCAGAUCGAGGAGAGCAGGCAGCGACUCACCAAGCUCAAAACCGACGGCACCGAGCUGGUCACCAACGUCGAAGUCGCCGGGGACUCCCGCGAGUCUCAGCGAAGGUUGGAGGAGGAGGAGCUACGGAGGCAGCGGACCGAGAGGUUGGAAGCGGAGGCGAAGGCCAGCGCGGAGAAAUUCGAGGAUGUGACGAAGAAGUGGGACUCGGCGCGGCGCUACCAGAUCCCGCAGGACCUGCAUGAACUGUUGAUGCAGCAGCGCGCCGCCUGCGAUCAGAUGAUCGACGAGAAGAACAAGCUGGUGAACGACCUUCAGCAGGAGCUGAAGACGAAGGACGACCAGUACGUGAAGGACCUGAAGAAGCAGGCGGAAGACGUGGACCUCAUGAUCGAGAGAAUGGAGGAACAGAUCAAGAACUUAACCAAGUCUUACAGGGAGGAACUCACACAGAUUGACAAGGCAUUUGAAGCGGAGAGGGGAGAACUGCUUGAAGGGAACCGUAAGAAGUGGAACCAGACGAUGCAGACACGCACAGAGAAGGAGGUGGAGUAUCUCAAGCUGAGGGAGAAGAGAGUCGAGGAGUAUGAACAACAGCUCCAGCAUCUAAGGGUACAGGAUGCAGAGGAGUACAACAUGGUGAAGAUCAAGCUGGAGACAGAUGUACAGAUCCUGGAGCAGCAGCUGCAGCAGAUGCGCGCCACCUACCAGCUCAACCAGGAGAAACUCGAGUACAACUUCCAGGUUCUGAAGAAGCGUGAUGAAGAAAACACCAUCACCAAGUCUCAGCAGAAAAGGAAAAUCACACGCCUUCAAGAUGUCUUAAACAACCUGAAGGUCAAACUAGCCAAACAGGAGAAGCAGUACAAGGAGGAGAAUCAGGGCUUAACAGAUGACUACAAGCGCAUCACAGAGCAGUAUCAGGAACUGCAGAAGAAAUUCAAACACUUCCAGAGCACGGACUCACGCAAAUUCCGCGAGAUCUGGAUGAUGAACGAAGGAGAGGCUAAAGACCUGGUACACAGGGUUUUGGAGGCUGACCGCAUCAUUCAUGAGCAGCAGCUGGGUCUACCCUGGGACCAGCCAGACUUGUGGUUUAUGGAGAAUGAAGGCCCCAUCGUACCCAAGCAGAUGAAGGGAGCCAAACUGUCCGCCAUGGAGGUCGUGCAGAAGGUCAUUCUGGCAUCAGACAGGGAGCAGGCAGAGCCACAGGAGACGACCGUCCUGGCCAAACUCACCCCGGGAACCAUCAAACAGAUCCUCGAGCUGCUGUGUGAUGAGUCGGGUUUCUUGGUGGAGUCCAAACUCAACAAGCUGCUGGCGCCUCUGGAGAGGGACGAGCGAUCGCUCAUGAAACUAGACGCCAUCUUCGGAGCGCUGGCCAUCGAGACAGAAGACGAUGUACAUCUCCUGGCACAGUACUUUGUCAAACCCAAAGCAGUGGUCCAAGAUGCAGUGCCGGAGAGUGCUGGUGUGACCCCUGCCCCCACAGAACGUACGGACCAGCCCACUUCCGAGGCGGGGGAGGAAGGUGAGGAGGGGUCAUUUGUCGGCAGCGAGGAAGAAGAGCUGAAGUUUAUGAUGGAGGAGAAAGAAUCGGUGAAGACAACAAAAUCAGAGGCUCCAGAGUUGAUUCAUCCUAACGAUAUCUUCAAGGCACUGAGGACUUUUGUCAAUGAACAUAGACAACAGCAGAAAAAGGAGCGCCGUGCGAGCUCCAUGAAGUUUGUGCUGGGUGAGGAGCGCGAUGACAGCCAGGACGAGGGUUACUGGAAGGCCAUGGGGGGGAUUAUCCCUGAGAAGAAGGAACGCCUCUGGACGGCACUGCUACAAGGUUUUGACAAAUACAGUCGCACCCUGGACGAGCGAGCCAAACUGAUCACAGAAACAGAUGCGCUGAGACAACAGAACGCAGAGCUGAGGAUGCUGCUUCAUCAGUACGUCAACUCUAAAGUCAACGGAGAGCUGGAGAUCCCACCAACAAAGGUGUUGCAGCUGGAGUUCAGCGAGAACCAGCAACAAACAGCUUAGACCAAUAGUUUUAGGGGAAAGGAGUUUAAUUUACCUGUAGAUUAACGAGAUUCAAAUGCUACAGUCAAACGCACAUCAGUGAAUAUAAUGUUAUGCACACACAGUGUCACUUUUUUGCUAUGG
Messenger RNA from Branchiostoma belcheri (Belcher's lancelet), 2426 nucleotides. Its product is annotated as dynein regulatory complex protein 1-like. The record is from RefSeq and is a predicted model, not a curated record. Bases 93 to 2303 code for a protein of 736 amino acids. Lineage: Eukaryota; Metazoa; Chordata; Leptocardii; Amphioxiformes; Branchiostomatidae. The transcript is spliced from 13 exons. Gene Ontology annotation, cellular component: axonemal dynein complex; axoneme. Gene Ontology annotation, biological process: cilium-dependent cell motility; regulation of cilium movement; axonemal dynein complex assembly.